AUGACUCAGGAUCUUAGUGGAAAUGCUAUCUAUCUAACCCCAGUGUCCAGGCGAGUCCAAGAGGGCGUUUGCAUCUACGCUAACCGUCUUGUUGCAACUUCUUCAAGUGCCGAUAACGUUAAUUUGUACAGAACUCGAAGAACGCAAAAAUUUGUCGACCUUUGUAAAUUUCACCUGUCCCUACUGAUUGACUUACCACUUACUUUCAAUGAAUAUGACCCAGAUUCCUCCACUUCUAUUGAAGGAAUUCACAAACAUAGGAGGUACCGAUCUUGGGUGAAACUCUCUCAGGGAAGUAAAUAUGAAAUCCUUAAAAAUGAUUGGUCGGAAGAACAAGUGGAUAUCUAUGACAAUGUCGUGGUUCUCAUGAAUCAUUUGUUAACUGGUGACAAUCUCAAAACUGAAAUGAUAUUCAGAAAGACUGGCAAUAUUAGUCGCCAACGCGAACUCUGCAGACUCUUAACUAACGGUACCACCGUCAUCUAUCCUGUUAACUUUGCGAUUCUGAACGCUUCGAAUUCCUCAAUUCCUCCAUCGUCUCCUCUUCCUUCUUUUUCCUGGAGUCGAAUGGCACGUUCAAGACGAGUUAAGACUCCGUCAUCUGAGCUAGAUGGCAUUUCAGACGUUUUGGAGGAACUUACAGCUCAUGACUGCGCGAACGCCUUGAAGACUGUUCUUCGGGAAAUGGCGGAUCCAAUCUUAACUCAAGACCUUCUUCCAGUUUAUAUUUCCGUUUCCAAACUCACGUCAGGAAACUACAACGAUUCUGGCUUCCGAGUACCUCUUUCUCCAAACAGUUCUCGUUUAGCUAGAGCCAAACAGAUGUUAGCUCUAAGAAUCCUCAGAUUUCUUCUUCCUGCCAGGAAUCAAUUCCUUCUCCGUCGUUUAUUGGAUCUAUUAACCGAAACCCUGAGUUAUUCACACGCCAAUGGAAUGUCUGCUGAAAGUCUUGGCACCAUCUUUGGACCGCUUCUGUUUGCCCCAUCUUGCCGUUCCAGUACUGACCUCCAUAAGGAAUACGAUGCUUUGAAUAAUCUCGCCACAUUGAUGAUCAAGCAGGGCUCCAAAGGAGUGUUUGCAAUUCCACAGGUCCUCGCUAAUGAUAUCGAUCGAAAUAUAUCUUCGGAAGGUCUCUUGUCGGCUCUUAGUGGUUCAAAAGACUCCGGCGUCGAUAUAUGUUCAACACAAGAUGACGACGCUACUAUUUAUACUAACCUGACCUUUGCGCAACAAGAGAACACCCAAGAGGGCACAGAAGCCUGGAAGGAACGCACUAAAGCGGCUCUGAAUGAACUCAGUGUUGCUGUCAAGAAACUACCAGAUACUCACCCCAAGAAGGCUCGAUAUGUUCGAAGGCUUAGUAAUAUCUACGGCGGGAGCAAGAGAAAUCCUCUUCGAGAGAUUAUUGAUCCUGGUACACCUUCACGUCUUAUGUCUCCAGUUUCUCCAGCGAAACGUUCCCUUGCUAAUUACUCAGAAGAAACGCCAACCAGGGUGAAUGUCGUAAAGACUCGUGCGACCCUCUCUUCAACUAGUCUCGACGGGAGUCAAGUUCCUUGUUGUCCAUUGGCUGGAAUGCUUCCAUAUAUCAAGAGGCGUCAAAUGCGUAUUGGAACUCCCUUCAGGAAAGUUCUAGAUAACGCCGAAUCUCCAGUUUUGGAAGUAAAAGACGCCAUACCUACACAACCUCUUCCUCAAAUUCAACGCACUCAUACAACUCCUGAGAGGAGGAGGAGAGUUGCUGUACCUGUCACUCUCUGGUCUUCUAGAAGGAACUCAUGUAUGCGUAAACUUCCAGUGAGACGAAAUUAUCACCUGGUGAAAAUGGAGAAAACGGGUUGUCCUUCGAUUCCUGAGAUUCAUUCUCAAUCGAGGCGAUCGAUGUGA
Messenger RNA from Rodentolepis nana, 1887 nucleotides. The record is from the annotation of a GenBank genome assembly. Lineage: Eukaryota; Metazoa; Platyhelminthes; Cestoda; Cyclophyllidea; Hymenolepididae.